Molecule: messenger RNA, 2265 nt
Organism: Vigna unguiculata (cowpea)
Lineage: Eukaryota; Viridiplantae; Streptophyta; Magnoliopsida; Fabales; Fabaceae
Source: RefSeq, a predicted model, not a curated record
UUCUUAUCAUCAUUGGCAUAACAAAAACUUAUCCCGCAGAUUUGGAUUUAGCAUAUUCCUAAUUUCAUUUAGCAAGAAAAUAAAACAGAAGGAAGAAGAAGAAAACAGUUAAUUGACACGUUUCAUAUAUUUUCUUCUCUCAUCGUAUUGAAUCACAUCACUCAUUAAUAUUGCUCUAUCUUCUAUCUGUGUUACUCUCACCAAGGUUUGUACCAAACAUUAUUCUUCCCUCAACAAUCGAAGCCUUUUUGUGAUUUUCAACUCUUUUCAUGCACAGUAUCAUUUUUUGUGUACUGAUUGAUAUGCACCAGACUCAUGGUUAUCCCUGCUCUGGCUUCUCUGUCACAUGAUCCCACACAUGUUUUCCCUAAUAUAAAAUUUACAUUUUAUCUUUUCUUUUUCAUACAAAGUAAAAUGCUACACUAGAUAGAGAUUAGAGAAGGAUUUACUCGCCUCUGCUGCAAAGCAACGAACACAAGCGUACAACAUAGUUUAUGUGUUAUUCUGAAAGCAAUUCCUUUCUUUCUUUGUCUUCUUUAUCUCAUGUCCUUGUGCAAGACACGAAAUUGCUUUGCAGGUUUUAUUCACUAGCUUUCCAAACGAAGAAAGUAGGUUGAUUCCUGGGCCGACUCAUUUUUUCUUUCCAAGAAGCUAAUUCCAUGAUACUGAAAGACCUAAUGGAAGAAAAGCAGUUGAAUUUUAACCAGCCACUUUUAUCAGUGAGGCGUUUCUCAUCAACAGUGGCCAAUGAAGCAGACCGCAGAAGCAAAACUGAUGACUCAUUAACUCAUUACCAAUCAGAGUUAAAGUCGGUUCCAGUGAGGAAUGCUGGAACUGUUCCUUUUGUAUGGGAGAAAGUCCCAGGAAAACCCAAAGAUGAAACCAAGUUACAGACACAAUCAGUUACUGAGUCGAGAACCGGAAGCUCCUUUUCUUCCAACUCUCAGAGGGUUGCAUCUCUGGAUAAAAGAGUACCAAAAUAUUCAAAAGAUGGAAAUAUGGAGAAGGAAAGUUCUUAUUCAGAUGAUGGAGAUGAAUCCUAUAAAGAUGCUUUUGACACUCUUUCCAGGAGUGAGUCAUUCUUCACGAGCUGUAGUUUCUCUGGUUUGAGUGGUUGGGAGGAACAAGAGGCUCAAUCGUAUGGGAGUUUCUCAAGUGAUCAUCUACAAGCUCGUGAUUUCAUGAUUGGUUAUGUGUCCAAGAAGGAACUCGUUGGACAAGAACAGCAAAAACAGAAAAAGAGAGAAGUGAACGUAGAAAGUGAUGAAUGCAAUGAAUACGAAAAAUCCAACACUACUAGUUGUGGGCUGUUUCCUCGGUUCUGCAUUUUGAAUCCAAUGCCUGGAUUAAGAAUGGAUAAGGAUCAAAGAAAUGCAGCUCAUCGAAUGCAUGAUAAAUCAGGUGCUUCUCACAUUGGAUCUACAAAAGGGCAAGUUAGAACUACCUGUGGCUUUACAGAAGAAAAAGAGAUUUUGGAUGUUCUUGUAAAAUCUAGACAUGGCACUCAUCCACAUCAAAGAGUUUGCAGAAAAAUAGUAUCCUAUGAGAGCACUCAACAUGAUUAUGAAAAUCAUGUUCGUGAGAAAACAAUGUAUGUAGAUUCUGUAAAUAAGGUUACCUCUCAGACCAAUAGCAGAGGGGGUGAUAAAGAGUGUUCUUUGGAUAUCAAUCGACGUUUUACAAAAUCUGGCCACCAAGAAACAUCUGGUGCAAGCUGCUUUGGACUUCCUUUGGUCCUACCUUCACUAAAAGCUCCAUCAGAGUCUUGGCUUAAGCGCACUUUACCUACCAUUUCCAAAAAGAACGUGACUUCACGGUCUAGCUUUAUUGCAAAACUUCAUGCACAGUGUCACUCCCCAGACAACAUCAUUGUACCUUAAGUGGGAAACGAUUGUUGAAUCUGACAAUGUACAUACAUCGUCAUCUGCAGCUUCCUGAGGUAAUCUGAUAACUCUUUGUUUGUGCAUGUUUUGUGUAACUGUUAUGUAGGAAAUCAAAGUAUAAAAUCCCUCGAUUUUUCAGGAAAUACGAACACCUAUAUCAGAAGCUUUUACUUUAUGGACACAGGGCCUCUGAGAAUUUGACAUGUAUACAAGAAUUUUGGUGAUGUAAUUUUUGCAUCAGUUUUCUAAGUUCCCUUUUGCUUCUAUACCCAUGAUGAGCUGUAUAUAAUUGACUCUGUAAAUCACUAUUGGCCUUUGUAUCUUUUAAAUAAUGUAAGAAUAUAUAGGUCGGUUCAAAUUCAAUGGAAAUUGUACAUGUCCU